This is a messenger RNA of Drosophila novamexicana, 2423 nucleotides long. RefSeq names its product endoplasmic reticulum chaperone BiP (gene Hsc70-3). Lineage: Eukaryota; Metazoa; Arthropoda; Insecta; Diptera; Drosophilidae. The transcript is spliced from 3 exons. The coding region runs from base 357 to 2330 and encodes 657 amino acids. The record is from RefSeq and is a predicted model, not a curated record. Gene Ontology annotation, biological process: protein refolding; endoplasmic reticulum unfolded protein response; cellular response to unfolded protein. Gene Ontology annotation, molecular function: ATP binding; ATP hydrolysis activity; heat shock protein binding. Gene Ontology annotation, cellular component: membrane; nucleus; endoplasmic reticulum chaperone complex.
AUCGGCAUAUUGAAAAGCGCUAUUUUAUUGGAAUAUAUACAUACUACGUGCGAUCAACAAUAAGAGGAUUACUUUUUUUUUUUUUUAAUAUAUAAACAAACACUGUGACUGUGAAACCGUGUACAAAGUUACAAAAGUAAUUAAUAAUCGAAGCCAAAAAAAAAAAGGAAAGAAAGACAACAUAGACAAUAUUACUCAAGAAGGAACGCAACAAAGUGACAAAAUACUUAACAAUAAAAUAGCAUUAAAUCAAUUUAGUUUAAGCUAGAAAAAUUCUUAUUUUGUGUUUGGUGUCAAAGACUAAGCAACAAAACUAGUUAAUAAUAUAACAGAAAUAAGAAGAGGACGCUGCCACAAUGAAGUUGUGCAUAUUAUUGGCUGUUGUGGCCUUUGUUGGCCUCUCACUGGGUGAGGAGAAGAAGGAGAAGGACAAAGAGCUAGGCACCGUUAUUGGCAUCGAUCUGGGCACCACAUACUCAUGCGUUGGCGUUUACAAGAACGGACGCGUUGAGAUCAUUGCCAACGAUCAGGGUAACCGCAUCACGCCCUCCUAUGUGGCCUUUACGGCCGAUGGCGAGCGUCUGAUUGGUGAUGCCGCCAAGAAUCAACUGACCACAAAUCCCGAAAAUACCGUCUUUGAUGCGAAGCGUCUGAUUGGACGCGAAUGGUCCGAUACGAAUGUGCAGCAUGACAUCAAAUUCUUCCCAUUCAAAGUGGUUGAGAAGAACUCGAAGCCACACAUCAGUGUCGAUACAUCGCAGGGCGCCAAGAUCUUUGCGCCCGAGGAGAUCUCCGCCAUGGUUCUGGGCAAGAUGAAGGAAACCGCCGAAGCCUAUCUGGGCAAGAAGGUCACCCACGCUGUUGUCACUGUGCCCGCCUACUUCAACGAUGCCCAGCGCCAGGCGACCAAGGAUGCGGGUGUCAUUGCCGGUCUGCAGGUGAUGCGCAUCAUCAAUGAGCCGACAGCGGCUGCCAUUGCAUACGGUCUGGACAAGAAGGAGGGCGAGAAGAAUGUGCUCGUCUUCGAUUUGGGCGGCGGCACCUUCGAUGUCUCCCUGCUGACCAUUGACAAUGGCGUCUUCGAGGUGGUUGCCACCAACGGUGACACUCAUUUGGGUGGCGAGGACUUUGAUCAGCGUGUCAUGGAUCACUUCAUCAAGCUGUACAAGAAGAAGAAGGGCAAGGAUAUUCGCAAGGACAAUCGUGCUGUGCAGAAGCUGCGUCGUGAGGUCGAGAAGGCGAAGCGUGCUCUGUCUGGUUCACACCAGGUGCGCAUCGAAAUCGAGUCCUUCUUUGAGGGUGAUGACUUCUCCGAGACGCUGACCCGUGCCAAGUUCGAGGAGCUGAAUCUGGAUCUGUUCCGUUCGACUCUGAAGCCCGUGCAGAAGGUGCUCGAGGAUGCCGAUAUGAACAAGAAGGAUGUCCAUGAAAUUGUUUUGGUUGGCGGCUCCACGCGCAUACCCAAGGUGCAGCAGCUGGUGAAGGACUUCUUUGGCGGCAAGGAACCAUCUCGCGGCAUCAAUCCCGAUGAGGCUGUCGCCUACGGUGCCGCCGUCCAGGCUGGCGUACUCUCCGGCGAACAGGACACGGAUGCCAUCGUUCUGCUCGAUGUCAAUCCAUUGACCAUGGGCAUUGAGACCGUCGGCGGUGUCAUGACCAAACUGAUUCCACGUAACACAGUCAUUCCCACCAAGAAAUCGCAGGUGUUCUCCACGGCAUCCGACAAUCAGCAUACGGUGACCAUUCAGGUGUACGAGGGCGAGCGUCCGAUGACCAAGGAUAACCAUUUGCUGGGCAAAUUCGAUUUGACCGGCAUUCCGCCAGCACCACGUGGCAUACCACAGAUCGAGGUAUCCUUCGAGAUUGAUGCCAACGGCAUUCUGCAGGUCAGCGCCGAGGACAAGGGCACCGGCAACAAGGAGAAGAUUGUGAUCACCAACGAUCAGAACCGUUUGACGCCCGAGGAUAUCGAUCGCAUGAUCCACGAUGCCGAGAAGUUCGCCGACGAGGACAAGAAGCUGAAGGAGCGCGUCGAGUCGCGCAACGAGCUGGAAUCGUAUGCGUACAGUCUCAAGAAUCAGAUCGGUGACAAGGAGAAGCUCGGCGCCAAGCUCAGUGAGGACGAGAAAACCAAACUGGAGACGGCCAUCGAUGAGUCAAUCAAAUGGCUCGAACAGAAUCCCGAUGCCGAUCCCGAGGAGUACAAGAAGCAAAAGAAGGAUCUUGAGUCCAUUGUUCAGCCCGUCAUUGCCAAGCUCUACCAGGGCACUGGCGGCGUGCCUCCAACCGAGGGCGGCGACGCUGGCGACGAUCUCAAGGAUGAGCUGUAAGCGCGUCGGCGGCACAACUAAAUCAGACUGAUUAAGCAAUUACAACUUGAUUGCAUCCCCACAACAACAACAACAACUACAACAACACAAAAA